AUGGUGCUCAUGAGGAGCUAUUUCUUUUGCGCUUCAGUGCGUUUGGGUGUUCUGAUUAUAUGUUUUUUUGCUAUGUGCAAGAGCGUCAUCCUUAUGUAUGUUAUCUUUGACAAUGGCACGGCUUUUAUAUUUUCCGUGAUUCGGAUUUUUGAAAAUGAUUCACAUUAUCGUACGAGUUUUAUUGUACAGGAAUCCAUAAAUUGGGUGGAGAAAUAUCCCCGGGAAAUUAUGAUGUUUGCACAGCUCUACAGCUUUUGCCAUAUAUUGUCCUGCAUUCUGGGCGCCUUCGGUGCUUAUAGGCUCAAAAAGUAUCAUGUUUUGCCUCUGGUUAUCUUUGAAUUCUUUUACACCAUACAAAUAGUUGUGGUAGCGGUGAUUUCCCUGCGCAUUGCGCGGCAUGUAGUGCCCUUAACUACAUUAAUUUUAUUAACACUGAUGCUCACAUUCUAUGCAAUGCUUGUGGCCUAUGAUACUUUGGCCUUGAUUUCGUUUAUAGAGAUUAUGGUUGUGGUGCAUAGCGAAAAAUAUCAACGACUUUAUGGCACAGAUCCACUAAAUCCCAUUGUAUACAGAGAGCAAUUAACUGACAAAUCUACGUUAGAAAAUCCCCCGCCACAGCCACCGAUUAUUAUCUAUGUAGUGCCCAAAGUUGGUCAAAAAUUGUGGCACUUACAGCCACAGAAAUGGUGGAAGGAUGACAAAGCUCAUUUAAUGGAUUCGGAUUUUGAUUCUUCGCAGCAUUUUCACAGACAGGAACUUGUCUCAAAUGUUUUGCUACGUAAUGCGGCCAAUGUUGAAGGAUUUUUGUAUGGAGAAAAUGAACUAGUGACUUCCAGCACUUUUCAUCGCUUUGGUAAAGAUUCUUAG
Drosophila subobscura is the source of this 867-nucleotide messenger RNA. RefSeq lists its product as uncharacterized. The record is from RefSeq and is a predicted model, not a curated record. Bases 1 to 867 code for a protein of 288 amino acids. The transcript has 5 exons. Lineage: Eukaryota; Metazoa; Arthropoda; Insecta; Diptera; Drosophilidae.